Colletotrichum orchidophilum is the source of this 1479-nucleotide messenger RNA. RefSeq lists its product as uncharacterized. The transcript has 8 exons. Lineage: Eukaryota; Fungi; Ascomycota; Sordariomycetes; Glomerellales; Glomerellaceae. The record is from RefSeq and is a predicted model, not a curated record. Gene Ontology annotation, biological process: carbohydrate transport; transmembrane transport. The coding region runs from base 1 to 1479 and encodes 492 amino acids. Gene Ontology annotation, molecular function: carbohydrate:proton symporter activity. Gene Ontology annotation, cellular component: membrane.
AUGGGCGAACUUCGCGGCCAGCGGCUUGUCUUGGCCGUCACCGUUCUCACGUCGUUGGGGUUCAUGCUGAUUGGCUAUGACAAUGGCCUUAUGGGAGGCUUAGUCGCUGCACCGGCGUUCAACUCGACAUUCGACUCGCCGGAUCCGACCAUGACAGGUCUCAUCGUUGCCAUCUACGAAGGCAAGUCUAUUGGCUGUUUCUUUGGUUGUGUUGCAACGGCGAUAUUCGGCGAGAAAUACGGCCGUCGAAAGACCAUCGGAACGGGAUGCUCAGUCAUGGUCGUCGGCGCCAUCAUCCAAGCCGCCUCAUUUGGGCGUGCCCAACUGAUUGUUGGGCGAAUCGUCUCAGGUAUCGGGAUGGGCAUCGUUAACUCUACCGUUCCCGUUCUGCAGGCCGAGUUCAGCCCCAAGGCAAGCAGAGGUAUCUACGUCUGCGCACAGCUUUCUACUCUCAACUUUGGAAUCUUUCUCAUCUACUGGAUCGACUACGGCUUCUCGUCACACGUUGACAGCUACGCCUGGAGGAUCCCGGUUGCCAUGCAAUGCUUCUGUCUCCUUCCAAUGUUUAUCAUCUUGCAGUUCAUACCAGAGACUCCUCGCUGGCUUGCGGCACACGACCGGCAAGAUGAGUGCUUGGCAGUGCUGAAGCGCCUCAAUUGUGACGAGGACGAGGACACGGCGUACGCCCUUCACCACUCAAUCACGCAGACGGUGACGUUCGAGGCCGAAAACAGCGCCAGUUCGUGGAGAGAUCUCUUGGUGCAGGAUCGCAUCCAGAGCCAGAAGAGGUUUCUCAUUGCUUGUGCUAUUCAAGGAUUUCAACAGCUUGGCGGAAUCAAUGCCAUCAUCUACUACAGUAGUACGCUUUUUGAGAAGAGUAUCGGAUUCGAUAGCCACAUGUCGGCCCUCAUGUCUGGCUUCCUCCAGACUUGGUUCUUCAUCGCCUCGUUCAUCCCAUGGUUCUUGAUAGACCGUGUGGGCAGGCGACCCUUGCUCUUGUCUAUGAUUAGCGUCAUGGCGGCCGUCAUGGCGGUUCAAGCAGCUCUCAUCUACCAGGUCCAGGACUCUACCGCCAUUGCCACAUCAGCCGGCAUCGGCGCUGCAGCUAUGCUUUUUGUCUUCCAGGGAGCCUUCACCAUCGGCUUCCAGGCGACUGUUUGGGUCUACCCCUCCGAGAUCUUGCCUCUGCGGAUUCGACAAUUGGGCUCCUCCAUUUCCAGUGCAACAAACUGGAUUUUCAACUACAUGAUUGUUCAAAUCACGCCAAUCUCGAUUUCAAGCAUCGGGUGGAAGACUUACAUCAUCUUUGCGGUCUUGAACGCCGCGUGGGUCCCCAUCAUCUACUUGUUCUUCCCCGAAACCAAAGGCUUGGAGUUGGAAGACGUUGACCGUCUCUUUGCCGGUGACGAUUUUGAGGAGAGGAGCCAUGACAGAGACAGUAAGCACGAAGUGUGGGAUGUCGAGGAAGUCAGGGCUUAG